GAUCUUACCUUAAACUUCUAACGAUUUUCUUUUUUUUUUAUAUACACAUAAAGGGGUCUCAAAAAACCCCGUGCAAGUUUUUAUUUUUCUUAUUCACACCCACUUCUUCCUCUUUCUCUCCUUUUAAGCAUAACAUGAGUCCUUCUCCCCUUCCUUUUUCACAUCUGAUACAACGCUCACGGCUUGUCUUAUCCAAAUUAAAUAAACGACAGUCCAGUCCACCUUCCACUCUUCACACUUCAUCAUCAACCACCAUGGCAACCAGCACCACAACCGACUCUUCCAUCCUCGACGACGUCGACAUCUCCUCCUCUCCCUCACACCUGUUUAAAAUGGGCAACAACUAUUUAUUCGGACGAAAAGGAUUCAAACAAAAUCCUAAACUCGCCAUUUCUUACUACUACAAAGCAUCUUUACUAGGCCAUGCACCGUCGGACGGUGUACUGGGAUUCUGUUAUGAAUUUGGCCUUGGAUUACAAAACAGCUUCAUUCAAGCUGAGAAACACUACAUGAAAGCCGCCAAAGCCUACGACGGUCUAGCCAUGGCACGAUUGGCUUUUCUGCGAAAAUACGGUCGGCCUCAUGUUAAAAUUGAUCGUGCGGAAUCCGAAGAAUGGACCGAACGAGUACGCCAAUUACCUAAUGCCGUCGAAUGGAUUAUCGAAGCCGCCACCCUCAAUGGGGAUGCCUCUGCUCAAUAUGUUCUCGGUGUAUGUUAUCAUGACGGAGUGGGCAUGCCCAAGGACGAACAUGCUGCUUUUCGUUGGUACAAAGCCAGUGCUGAUCAGGGCAAUGCACGUGGUCAAGGCAUUCUUGGUUACUGUUAUGGCGAAGGAUUCGGCGUGGCCAAAGACGAAGUCGAAGCCAUGAAGUGGUAUCGCCUCGCUGCCGCACAGGGCGAAACGGUCGCCAUGUACAAUGUCGGCUAUUGCUACGAAGACGGAAUCGGAGUUGAAAAAAAUGUCCAGGAAGCCAUCAAGUGGUACCGAAUAUCAGCCGAACAGGGUAAUGCGUUUGCCCAGAAUUCAUUGGGCUACUGCUACGAAGAUGGGAUAGGAGUCGAGCAAAACUUUGAGGAAGCGGCUACGUGGUACAAGGCGUCUGCAGUUCAAGGUUACCCCUGGGCCCAAUGCAAUCUUGGUUAUUGCUUUCAGAACGGGAUCGGCCUCGCUAAAGAUAACACGCUGGGCGCUUAUUGGUAUCGAAAAGCAGCACUUCAAGGUCACGCGAGAGCACAGCACAAUCUCGGAUUUUGUUACCAGAAUGGCAUUGGCAUCGACCGUAACGAGAAAGAGGCCGUGAAAUGGUACCGUCGGUCGGCGGAACGGGGCAAUAUCUUUGCGUAUCACUCUCUUGGCUACUGUUAUCAGAAUGGCAUCGGCGUUGCGGUGAACGAACAGGAGGCGGUCUUCUGGUACUAUUUAAGCGCCGAGGAAAAUCAUGCUCCUGCCCAACUAUCACUUGGUUACUGCUAUCGCAACGGGAUCGGGGUGCCUAAAAACGAGCGUGAAGCGGUCAAAUGGUUCCGACGCUCGGCCGAGGCAGGAAACGCAUUGGCUCAGAAUUCGCUCGGCUUUUGCUUUGAAGAAGGCAUUGGUGUCAAGAAAGAUUGCGCUCGAGCCGUCUACUGGUAUCACAAAUCGGCACGUCAGAAGAACCCCUGGGCUCAAUGCAAUAUUGGUUUCUGUUAUGCUAACGGGAUUGGCGUCCGACAGGACAAUGCCAAGGCCGUGUACUGGUACCGGCAAGCAGCCUUGCAGAAUCACGCUCGUGCUUUGGAUAAACUCGGUGUUCAUCUGCAGCUUGGUUUGGGGGUGGCAAGAGAUGUCGAAGGUGCCUUCAAGUUAUUCAAGAAAGCCGCUGAACAGAAUCAUGUAGCAGCCCAGUUCCACUUGGCCAACUGUUAUGAAAAAGGUUUAGGAUGCCCCGAGGAUCUACAUCAAGCCACGGCCUGGUUUGAACGUGCUGCACUUGCUGGAUGCCGUAGUUCCCAUGAACGAUUACGACGAUUGCUUGUACGUGUUUGUUUAUUAUCGUCUGGUUCAAUGCCUAUCAUGUCCUCGUCUGAAGAAGACCUGAUCUGUGCGGGCUAUAUCAGUGGAUGCGCAGCGCCAGCCGCAUAAAAAAAAAGGCCGUUUCAUGAAAAUUCAGCGUCGUAGAAAUGCGUGUUGUUUCCAAUGAUAAUACCCUUUCACCUCCUUCUUCAAUUUCUCAUCCAUUCCGUACAACAUCUACCCUUUGCUCUCCUUUUACUUUUUAUUCUUCUUCAUUUUCCUACGUUUUUUUUUUUUUUUUGCCCCAUUUGUUUCUUUUUUCCUUUUUUUUUCCGUGCCGUCGCUUAAUUCCGUUCUCCAUACAUCACUAGUUAAUGAUUUGUAAUUCACUAUGUCUAGCUAACAAUGACUACAUUUUGACUUUUAUAAAAACCAUGCUUUGCUAAACCCCUUAA
Radiomyces spectabilis is the source of this 2449-nucleotide messenger RNA. RefSeq lists its product as uncharacterized. The transcript has 2 exons. The record is from RefSeq and is a predicted model, not a curated record. NCBI's taxonomy places the organism in Eukaryota, Fungi, Mucoromycota, Mucoromycetes, Mucorales, Radiomycetaceae. Gene Ontology annotation, molecular function: protein binding. The coding region runs from base 135 to 2123 and encodes 662 amino acids.